AUGCUGAUGGAUGGACCGGAAUGCUUUGUGCGUGGAAAGGCUGGGUACUCUUCUAUGAAGAAGCAAUUAGGGAGAUUCCUCCUGAACAAGGGAGACAUGGAUUAAAAAUACUUCUCUGAAAGACACUGCAUAAGCUCCUGUCUCCAGGACACUGCACACAGAGGCAGAGUAAAAGAAGACCUCAUGACCACCAUGUGUUUGCUGCACAUUUGCCUUAUGCUGCUGUUCUCCAUUGAAAUCUCUUCUUUGGACUGUAACAUGCUUCACUUCCAGCAAAAUAAAGUGAACAUGGAAAGCUUAGAGCUUCUGAGCAAAAUGGGUGGACAAUUUCCUCUACAAUGCCUAAAUGAAAAUAGGAACUUCAGGUUCCCCCAGAAAGCUCUCAGGCCUAGAGAGUCCCAGGAGAAGAAUGCCAAGGUGGUAAUCCAGGAGAUCCUCCAGCAGAUCUUCAAUAUCUUCAGCAAAAACCUCACGCAAGCUGCCUGGGACAGGAGUUCUGUAGAGACAUUACAAAAUGGACUUCACCAGCAAACUGAACAGCUAGAGACAUGUUUGUAUUCAGAGAUGGAGAAUGAGAAACUCCUGUUCCCCAUGCUGAAACUGAAGAAAUACUUCCAAAGAAUCAGGGAUUUCCUGAAGGAAAAACAAUAUAGCUUGUGCGCCUGGGAGACCAUCCGCUUGGAAAUGGGAAGAUGUUUUUUUUUUGUUGACCAGCUGAUAAUAAGGCUUCAAAACUAA
Molecule: messenger RNA, 738 nt
Organism: Caretta caretta (loggerhead turtle)
Lineage: Eukaryota; Metazoa; Chordata; Testudines; Cheloniidae
Product: interferon beta-like
Biological process (GO): defense response
Cellular component (GO): extracellular region
Molecular function (GO): cytokine receptor binding
Source: RefSeq, a predicted model, not a curated record